AUGAGGUCGUCCAUGCUGGUCCUGUUCCUCCUCUUCAGUGCCCAGGCUGUGGCCGCCAUCGGAGGAACAGCACAGCAGCAGGGUCCAGACAACGACUCCCACUCCAUCCCCACUGUCGACCCCAAACUCUUCACCAAGCGCCGCUACCUCUCACCCAGAGUGCUCUUCAGUGCUCAGCCACCUGAUGCAGAGCCGGCGGAGUCACAGGGUGGCGGCAGAAGGACCCCCAGGAGAGCGGGGCAGCCUCAGCACCGUGGAGUUUACUCAGUGUGCGAUAGCAGGAGCUUCUGGGUGGGAAACAAGACCAAAGCCACGGACAUCUCAGGCAACGAGGUGACGGUGCUGCCAAACGUGAACAUCAACAAUGUGAACAAGAAGCAGUACUUCUUUGAGACGACGUGCCACAGCUCAGGCAGAUCUGGCUGUUUGGGAAUCGAUGCCAAAAACUGGAAUUCCUACUGCACCAACUCACACACUUUCGUACGAGCGCUGACUACCUUUAAGAACCUGGUGGCGUGGAGGCUCAUACGCAUCAACGUGGCCUGUGUGUGUGUGGUGAGCAGCAAGUCGUGGCGGCAGUGAAGACUUUCCAUACACACACACACAGGAUCACACACUCAGUCAAAUAGA
Molecule: messenger RNA, 630 nt
Organism: Cottoperca gobio
Lineage: Eukaryota; Metazoa; Chordata; Actinopteri; Perciformes; Bovichtidae
Gene: ngfb
Product: nerve growth factor b (beta polypeptide)
Exons: 1
Coding region: 1-582 (193 amino acids)
Biological process (GO): modulation of chemical synaptic transmission; cell surface receptor protein tyrosine kinase signaling pathway; nerve growth factor signaling pathway
Cellular component (GO): synaptic vesicle; axon; dendrite
Molecular function (GO): growth factor activity; nerve growth factor receptor binding
Source: RefSeq, a predicted model, not a curated record